ACGUUAAUGUCUGUAACGUUAAUGUAACGUUAAUGGUUGUAACGUUUCCCUGCAGAUCGUUUGCUUAUCUGACUGUGAGAGACAGAUUGCCGACCAUCCUGACCAAAGUUGUAGACACAAUACAUCGCAACAAAAACAAGUUUUUUGAAGAAUAUGGAGAGAAGGGCAUCGAGGCAGAGAAGCAAACGAUAGCUCUGCUGUCUAAGCUGAGGAAUGAGCUGCAAACUGAUAAACCAGUACUACCAGUGACCGACGGCCUGCAGGACACAGAGUCCUGGAACCGGUACCUGCAGAGGCAUCAGAGACUGCAACAGGACCAGGACUCUGUGAGCUGGUUCAAGUCCCCGUGGCUCUAUGUGGAGUGCUACAUGUACCGCAGGAUACAGGAGGCCAUCUGGCUCAACCCGCCCAUCAGUGACUACGACUACUUUAAUGAGGCGAAGACUCAGAGUUUUUUUGAGUCUCAGCAGGCUGUGAUGACCUUAUGUACAUACGUGGAGGGUGUCAACAAGAACCUGGAGAAACUCUCCAAGAAUCAGCUGUUUGAGCAUUUUAUCAAACUGCUCCAGGUUUCUCUAUGGGGGAACAAGUGUGAUCUGUCUAUCUCUGCUGGCCAAGAAAACUCACAGAAGAUCAGUCCAAUAGAUUCCCUCAACAGCCUGCAGCCCUUCGUCCUGGUGAACGACUCCAACGCGGUAUGGUCCACUCUUCUCGCUGCCCAGAAGCCGGGGCAGCCGGGCAGAGUGGACGUUGUUCUAGACAAUGCUGGCUUUGAGUUAGUCACUGACUUGGUCUUAGCAGAUUUCCUGGUUUCCUCCGGCCUUGCGCGUGAGGUCCAUUUUCACGGCAAGUGCUUCCCGUGGUUUGUCUCUGAUGUCACGGCCAGCGAUUUUAAGUGGACCAUUCAGCAGACGAUGGCGGCCAAUCACAAGUGGAUGUCGAAGAGCGGUGCCCAGUGGCAGAGCUACCUGAAGCAGGGCGUGUGGUCCUAUCGCGAUCAUCCUUUCUGGACACAGCCCCAUGAGUUCUGUGACAUGGCAGCUGAUGCUCCUGACCUGUACGCCACCCUGCAGGGGGCAGACCUGCUGCUGUUCAAAGGGGAUCUCAACUACAGAAAGCUGACGGGGGACAGGGACUGGGAUCACACAGUGGGCUUCGAUACUGCGCUGCGAGGUUUUGGGCCUGCGCCACUCUGUAGCCUGAGGACUCUCAAGGCCAACGUUCAGGUCGGUCUGCAGCCAGGUCAAGGGCAGAAGCUCACCUCCCAAGAUCCAGACUGGAUGACCAGCGGCAAGUACGCGGUCAUUCAGUUCUACAGCCCAAAGUCCGAACAGUAAGAGUGACCUCAGGAUCUCACUGGGAAGAUGUGGAUUCAUAAGCAGGACUUACCUUUAAGCCAUAAGACCAUUAAGUUACACGGUGUUUUUGUUCCUCUUCGUCGGUUAGCACUUGUCAUCAUGUUUGAUACAGAAAUGCACAGAAACAAAUGUUUAAUAAAUAUUUUCACUACAGAUUUGUACCAUGUCAUAGUUUAAAAUGUUAGCACUUUUAGAUCCAAAUGAUUCCCCAUGAUUUAAACACAGCGGUCGUUUACGUCGACAAAUGUUUCCUCAGAGGUGACAAAUCAAAGCAGAUAGCUUAUGUGUGUUUUUUUUUUGCGAGUAGUUUACAUGUUGUGCACAGAAGUCAUAAUGUUUACAGGUUAAUAUAGAUGCUGUUAACAAUUAUUGAGUAAGAAUUGGACUUUAUAAAUCUCCAUCCUAGAGCAGCAAUAUUUCAGUUUUUGCAUGCCGUUGAGGAGAGUAAUGAUAAACGUAAUAUAUAAUCGUAAUAUAUCAUUUUUAUUUUAAUUCAGCUCAGGUUGUUUUACUGUUGCACUCAGUGUUAUCGAUAUGCACGAAUCAAAACAAAAAAAAAUCGCUUAAGGCAGAACAUAACAUCAUUUGAUAGCUGCUCAGUUUAAAAGAUGGCAGACUGUUUUUGGGGCAAUGUUACAAUAACAGUGGCAAUGUGUGCUUGUUUUAUUUAAAAUGGCAACCCAGGUCUCUGUAUCUUCAUACAUAAAAGUGGA
This is a messenger RNA of Morone saxatilis (striped sea-bass), 2071 nucleotides long. RefSeq names its product acidic residue methyltransferase 1 (gene dcph1). Gene Ontology annotation, biological process: DNA damage response. The record is from RefSeq and is a predicted model, not a curated record. Lineage: Eukaryota; Metazoa; Chordata; Actinopteri; Moronidae. Gene Ontology annotation, molecular function: phosphatase activity. Gene Ontology annotation, cellular component: nucleus; cytoplasm. Bases 33 to 1337 code for a protein of 434 amino acids. The transcript is spliced from 4 exons.